GGACUCGUUGACGCCUUCGCCCUCCAAAGGCGGUUCUUGAGAGAGAGGGAAAGAGCGAGGGAGGGAGAAAGAGAGCGCGCUUGCGGCCGAUAGGAGCGAUUUCCACCUCUCUCCGAACCCUGAUUUCGAUCUAGAAGCCCCCAAUUUCUCGAUUCAUAAGCCUUGAUUCGAACCUUUCGGAGAUCGGAGCUCUUCCACAGCUCCGAUGGCGCUGCCGAGGACGAGGCUUCUGCUCCUCGUCUUCCUUGUAUCACACGUUUUUGCCGCAUUCGGGGGGAAGAACUAUUAUGAUGUGUUGCAAGUUUCGAAGGGAGCCUCUGAGGAGCAGAUCAAGAGGGCCUACAGGAAGCUCGCUUUGAAGUACCAUCCCGAUAAGAACCCCGGAAACGAGGAGGCUAACAAGAGAUUCACGGAGAUCAACAAUGCAUAUGAGGUGCUGUCGGAUCGUGAGAAGAGGAGUAUCUAUGACCGGUACGGCGAAGAGGGUGUGAAGCAGCAUGCCAGUAGUGGAGGAAGGGGUGGCGGGAUGAACAUCCAAGAUAUUUUUAACAAUUUAUUUGGAGGUGGUAUGGCAGAAGAAGAGGAAGAAGCGAUACCAAAAGGUGAUGAUGUAGUUGUUGAAUUGGAUGCCACACUAGAAGAUUUAUACAUGGGAGGUUCAUUAAAGGUUUGGAGGGAGAAAAAUGUUAUAAAGCCAGCCCCUGGUAAGAGGCGUUGUAACUGCAGGAAUGAAGUUUAUCAUAGGCAAAUUGGUCCAGGAAUGUUUCAGCAGAUGACUGAACAGGUCUGCGAGCAAUGUCCAAACGUGAAAUUCGAGCGAGAGGGUUAUUUUAUCACUGUUGAUAUUGAGAAGGGGAUGCAAGAUGGACAAGAGUUGCUUUUUUAUGAGGAUGGUGAACCUAAAGUUGAUGGUGAAGCUGGAGAUCUGAAGUUCAGGAUCCGAACAGCACCACAUGAGCACUUCAGAAGGGAAGGCAAUGACCUGCAUACAACUGUGACAAUUUCACUGGUCCAAGCUCUUGUUGGUUUCGAAAAGACCAUCAAGCAUCUUGAUGAACAUUUAGUGGAACUUGGCACAAAGGGAAUCACUAAACCUAAAGCGGUGAGAAAGUUCAAAGGGGAAGGCAUGCCUUCGCACCUAAGUACAAGGAAAGGAGAUUUGUACGUGACAUAUGAAGUUUUGUUCCCCAAGUCACUAACCGAAGACCAGAAGACUAAGAUCAAGGCAAUUCUUUCUUGAAGCUGGCAUUGGUAUAACUUGUUCUCCUUUGUAAUUUGACUAGGUUUAAUUGGAAGGUGUACAGCCCCUGGAAUUUUCCCAAGUGGCUCCUAUUUGAAUGAUGUCAUUGACAGUAAUCCUUGUUGGCUGCUAGUCUCCGUUGGGUGAGGUCACCUCUUCCUUUUUUUCCCUUCUUUUUUUUUUUUUGUGGUGGGGGUGGAGGGGAUAGAUGUAGUUUAGAAAAGGAAACUGAUUAAUUGGAAUAUGAUCCAUCUCCCCCUUACCUCAGCUAGGGGGAAGAGAAACAUUAUGGAAUGAUGCUUGGUUAUGAGAUUCCAUCUCCAUGACAGAAAUUAUAUCAUCACCGCUUUCAAAAUGUAUCAAAAAUGAUGAAUUAUGACUUGUUAUAUUUUGUUCAUUGCCAUUGUCAUUGCUUGGCGAGAUGA
Messenger RNA from Elaeis guineensis (African oil palm), 1665 nucleotides. RefSeq names its product dnaJ protein ERDJ3B. Gene Ontology annotation, biological process: protein folding. The record is from RefSeq and is a predicted model, not a curated record. NCBI's taxonomy places the organism in Eukaryota, Viridiplantae, Streptophyta, Magnoliopsida, Arecales, Arecaceae.